AUGGAUUCAUCGCCAUUGAUUUCGAGUCACGCGACAUCGUACACGGCGAACUUUGAAAAAUUGGAAGGUUCAUCCAAUUUUCAUACUUGGAAAUUUUCCAUCAAGAAUAUUUUAAUACUUGAAGGAUUGUGGGACGUCAUAGAGGGAAGCGAUGACGACGUGGUACGCCAACAGCGCGCGCUUGCGCGUAUCUGUUUAUCAGUGAAGAAAGAAUUAUAUCAAUAUGUACGAAACGCGACAUCGGCUGCUGCAGCUUGGAAAAAUCUCGCCGAGGUAUUUGAAGACAGGGGCUUAUAUAGACGUGUUUUGCUGUUAAGGAAGUUGCAUCGUGUUGAGUUCACCGCUUACAGUUCUAUGAAUGCAUAUAUUGAAAAUGUCACCACACUAGUUCAGCAACUCCAUGACAUUGGAAGAACAAUAGAAGAUGCAGAGAUUGCUGAAAUUCUUCUUAGUGGAUUACCAUCAGAAUAUGACACUCUUGUAUCAGGACUCUCAACAGCAACAGUGACAAAUCAAAUAACAAGUGAACUUGUCAAAGCUCGCCUGCUUCAGGAAUAUUCGAGGAAGACUUCAUUGGGAGACACUGCUGCUUACAUAACGAGGAAAAAAGCACCUUUAUUCUGUGAAUUUUGCAAGAAGAGGAAUCACAGAAAAUCUCAGUGUUUCAAAUUGAAGAAAAUGAAGAGUUCAAGGCCUGCUAGCAUAGAGACAAUUAGUCUAGCCUCAGCGUUCGUUGCCCGUUUGUCUUCACAAGUGUUUGUGCUUGACAGUGGCGCUAGUAGCCAUAUGGUAAAUAAUAAAAGACUUUUAUGCAAUUUUGUGCCAGAUGAUCAGGCUAUUACUAUUGCAAAUAAUGAACAAAUAAAAAGUGAAGGGCAAGGGCAAGUUGAUUUAAGAUUUAAACAGCGGGAUGAAGACCUUAAAAGCUACCUUACCGGAAUUAGUCCAUUGAUUGCACUUACAAUCUUGUCGGCUACCUCAAUAGCAGCGCUAUCAUUGGCGGAGACCUGCGAAGCGUGCACAGACGGCAGUGGAGGCGUCACACACGUCGUUCGCGAUGUAGAUGGUGCACGCGACACUAUGGUGCCAACCGCCGGACCCGGCGACUCCACACGGGCUGCCCGCCAAUGG
Molecule: messenger RNA, 1131 nt
Organism: Brenthis ino (lesser marbled fritillary)
Lineage: Eukaryota; Metazoa; Arthropoda; Insecta; Lepidoptera; Nymphalidae
Source: the annotation of a GenBank genome assembly